AAACAAACCUUCUGAAUGACUAACGCUUUCUCUCAACCCUCUCCUCCCUCAGCCAAAACUCAUGUUCAACUCCACUGCUGUUCUUUUUCUUUCCAAUAUUUAUCAAUUGGAUCCGGACCCAUCUCCACCUUCUAGUAAUCUCUUAUUCCCUUCAUUAGUCUCAAGCUUUUGUUGGUCCAUUCCAAAACCACACGAAACCCUCCAAUCUCUGCAAAAUGCCGAAAAUGUCUUCUAAAAAUGAUUCUUUUCAAUCGGAGGCAGCGGUAACCAAAGAUGUUUUUCAGGAUUCUUGUCAGAAAAGGGAAGGGAUGGGUGCAUUCUUCAUUCUCUUGUAAGUCUUUAAUUUCUUUUGGUCGUUCUUUUUCGGUUCAUAGUGUUUUAUUGAGUACAAGUUCUUCUGAGACUGAACAAACCAACGAAGAUGAAAUUGAGGCCCCUAUCGCUGAAGACAUAUUUAAGUGGGGUCCUAAGUUUGGUGCUUACAAACAGGGUGAUUCUACCUUUUAUUUUCUCGUUAAGAACUACGCUGACGCCGGGGACUUCAAGUCGUUGGAGAGGGUCUUAGACCGAAUGAAGCGUGAAAGGAGGGUCUUUACAGAGAAAAUUUUCAUCAUUAUAUUCAAAGCUUAUGGAAAAGCAAAUUUGCCCGAUAAAGCUGUGGUUUUAUUUGAACGAAUGAUGGACGAGUUUCAGUGUAGGCAAACCGUUCGAUCAUUUAACUCAGCUCUUAAUGUUCUCGUUCAAGCGGGUCUCCUUGAGCGUGCUAUGGAAUUUCACUCACACGGCGUGGGAAGGGGUGUUUCGCCAAAUGUUCUCACUUACAAUUUAAUCAUCAAAGCAAUUUGUAAAUUGGGGUUGGUAGACAGGGCUAUUGAAAUGUUCCGUGAAAUGCCACUUCGAAAUUGUACUCCUGAUGUGUUCACUUAUAGCACUUUGAUGGAUGGGUUAUGCAAAGGCAAUAGAAUUGAUGAAGCUGUUUCCUUGUUGGAUGAGAUGCAGAUUGAAGGGUGCUUCCCGAGUCAUGUGACAUUUAACGUCUUGAUCAAUGGAUUGUGCAAGAAGGGCGAUAUGUCCCGUGCUGUGAAACUUGUGGACAAUAUGUUUCUUAAAGGGUGUGUUCCAAAUGAAGUGACUUACAACACUCUCAUCCAUGGUUUGUGUCUCAAAGGUAAGUUGGAGAAGGCUGUUUGUCUUCUGGACCGAAUGGUGUCAAACAAGUGCAUGCCGAACAAUGUCACAUAUAGCACAAUCAUCAAUGGGCUUGUCAAGCAAGGGAGAGCUGCUGACGGUGCCCGUGUCUUGGUCUCUAUGGAGGAACGAGGGCACCCUCCAAAUGAAUUUGUUUAUUCAUCUCUUAUUAAUGGAUUGUUUAAAGAGGGGAACUCGGAAAGGGCAUUCACAUUGUGGCAAGAGAUGAUAGAAAAGGGAUGCAAGCCAAAUACUGUUGUUUAUGGUGCUCUUAUUGAUGGCCUGUGUCGAGAAGGUAAACCAGAUGAAGCCAAGAAGGUUCUCUUAGAGAUGGUGUCCAAAGGUUGUAUACCUAAUGCCUAUACUUAUGGCUCCAUAGUGAAGGGCUUUUUCAAGACAGAAAAUGUUCAUCAAGCAAUUCUCACAUGGAAGGAGAUGGUGCAGAAUGGAUGUACUCCUAACGAGAUUUGCUAUAGCAUACUCAUCCAUGGCUUCUGCGAAAACGGGAUGCUUCAGGAAGGGUUAAUGGCAUGGAAGCAGAUGUUAGGCAGAGGAUGUAAGCCUGAUACUGUGGCAUACAGUUCAAUGAUCCAUGGCCUCUGCAAUGCCGGUCUGGUGGAUGAUGGUUUACGGCUCCUUAAUGAGAUGCUUUGUGAGGAAUCCUACUCUCAACCAGAUAUUGUUACUUAUAACAUACUCUUUAAUGGUUUGUGCAAGCAGGGUAACAUCUUACGUGCCAUAGAUCUCCUCAAUGGAAUGUUGGAUCAGGAUUGUGAACCAGAUCUAGUUACUUGUAACAUUUUCUUGAAGAAUUUGCAAGAGAAAUUAAACCCACCUCAAGAUGGGAGAGAAUUCCUAGAUGAGCUUGUGGUCCGGCUGUCUAAGCGGCAAAGAGUUGUUAGUGCUUCAAAAAUUGUGGAGGUAAUGUUGCAGAAAUUUCUUCCACCCAAGGCCUCCACUUGGGAGAGGGUCAUUAAGGAUCUCUGUAAGCGUAAGAAAGUGCAAAUGGCCAUUGAUAUUGUUUGGAGCAAACUAAUUGACUGAUUUCUGGUUACAGAUUCUUUCUUGUAAUAUUCUUUCUUAUAAUUUAUUAAACACUGUAUAAUAUCAUGUCAUGGUAUUGAUCUUAUCAGAGAGAGAUAAUACAGGAAUUUUACCAUCUCAGAGGCUUCUUUUAUUCAUGGAAUUUCUUCCACUGUAUUGCGUCCGGCAUCCAGUAGAAGAAUAAUCACAUUUUGAAGUCAAGGCUGUUAUUGAAUUUGUUUUCUUGGCUAGGGGUGAGCAUAGUUCGGUUUAAACUGAAUAACCGAACCGAAAUUUCAGUUUCGGUGCAUUUGGUUUGGUUUGUUUGGAUAUUCAGUUCGGUUUCGGUUCUUUAAUAUUCGGUUUUUGGUUUCAGUUGGAGUAUUUUGUGUUUCGGUUGACCAAAAUAACCGAUAUUAUAAGGGUAUAUUAGUAAUUAUUACUAAACCCCUCUUUGUUUAGGCCCACCAAAACGAUUGAGAGUUGAACAGUAGUCUUGACAAGCGUAAGUCUUCCUCUCCAAGUCUCUGUGUCUGGCGACUGAUGUCUGACUGUCUUCCCACUUCUCAGUUUCCUCUUUUCGAAGCAACAACCUCAUACUCUGGCAACGGCGACGGCGAGCAGCGAGUCGACUGUCUUCCCACUUUCCCAGUUCUGUAUUGUGCUAAGAGUCUUCCUCUUCAAGUCUGUGUUGUGCUCUGUCUGCUUUUGGUCUGGUGUCUGACUGUCUUCUCACUUUCCUAGUUUCCUCUUUCCGAACUCCGAAGCAACAACCUCAUAGUCUCAUACUCCGGCGACGGCGACGGCGACGGCAAGCAGCGAGUCGGUUGUCGAAGUCUACUCUCAGAGUUAUUUAUAAUCCAUGAGAACUUGGAAGCUGUCUACGACUUGCUUGAUGUGGGCGUUUAUAAUGGAAGAUUUCCUUUUGACAUCAAUGAAGAUGAAUGUGUAUUUCUUACAAUCAAUUUCUUCUGUAUUCCUUGGGGAUAAUACUUGGGAUAUCUUUAGAAAUUGAAGGGGCCAAUAUAGGGAGACUCUGUUAUCUUUUGCUGUUUCCUCAUUAGUGCCAUAUUUUCUUUCUGGAUCUGAAUCAGAUGGUGAAAAAUAAGAAACUGGUCCCUCUGAGACUGAGAGCCUAUAUAGAAGAUAUAUUAUAUCACUUAUGGAAAUAUCCCGUUGUACAGGUCUAGAUAUUUUUCAAGUUUCAAUAAAGUGCUUCUCUUAUUACGACAGACUUCAAAGCAAUACUUAUCCAGAGUAACAGUGUCAGCCAAUGAUGAACCCUUUUCUCAUAUAAGUGUGGAGAUUAGAUCAAGUUAACUAUGGUUCUGCCAAAGGUCUUCUAAACAGCUGGAGUGAUAGUUGGUGAGGAACCAAGCUCUUCCAACAUAA
Molecule: messenger RNA, 3603 nt
Organism: Nelumbo nucifera (sacred lotus)
Lineage: Eukaryota; Viridiplantae; Streptophyta; Magnoliopsida; Proteales; Nelumbonaceae
Source: RefSeq, a predicted model, not a curated record